Messenger RNA from Cyclopterus lumpus (lumpfish), 897 nucleotides. RefSeq names its product homeobox B5a (gene hoxb5a). The record is from RefSeq and is a predicted model, not a curated record. Gene Ontology annotation, molecular function: RNA polymerase II cis-regulatory region sequence-specific DNA binding; DNA-binding transcription factor activity, RNA polymerase II-specific. Gene Ontology annotation, biological process: anterior/posterior pattern specification; regulation of transcription by RNA polymerase II. Bases 1 to 897 code for a protein of 298 amino acids. The transcript is spliced from 4 exons. Gene Ontology annotation, cellular component: nucleus. Lineage: Eukaryota; Metazoa; Chordata; Actinopteri; Perciformes; Cyclopteridae.
AUGAACGGCGGGACGUACAGGGACUCUUCCUCCGCCAACAUGCACCAUGCGACGGGCUCGUACGGCUACAGCUACAAUGGCAUGGACCUGACCGUCAGCAACCGGGGAGGGGGGAGCGGCGGCGCCAACAGCGGAGGACAUUUCGGGGGCGGCUCGGUCGUCGGGGACUCCCGGGGCUUCGGCUCCCCAACCCCGGAGACAGACUUUCGACAGACGUCCAGCUGCUCCCUCGCCUCUGCAGCGGAUUCCCUGUUGUUACCCGGCAGCGGAGACGCCAAGUUGGGCGCCCGGAGCUCGUCGCCCCGCUCGGAGCAACCAGGAAGCCGUAAUCUCGGAUCUCCAAACCUGUCCUCCACCUCCUCCUCCAGCGGCGGCGGAGGGAGCACGGUGCAGCGUUUCACGGAGCUGGACGACGCGUCGCCGGACACCGAGGAGUUGCAGCACAACCCGCCGCCCAGGACCGGGCACCCGCAACGCGUGCAGAGGCAAGAGGGCGGCCCGGCGGGAUCAGCCGCCGGCGGCACGACGGGCAGCGAGGCUCAGCCGCCACAGAUAUUCCCCUGGAUGAGAAAGCUGCACAUUAACCAUGAUAUGACAGGCCCGGACGGGAAGAGGGCGCGCACGGCGUACACGCGCUACCAGACGCUCGAGCUGGAGAAGGAGUUCCACUUCAAUCGGUACCUCACGCGGCGGCGGCGGAUCGAGAUCGCCCACGCGCUCUGCCUCACAGAGCGCCAGAUCAAGAUCUGCCUCUACUCCACUCCCCGCUGUCUCUGCUCUCGUGGUUCAUAUUCCGGGAUAUUCCGCGGGAAUAAGUCCAGGUCAGCGGACCUGUCGGCGGCCGCUCGAUUGGACGACAAGAGGCCCACCCGGGCCAUUACCAAUGCCGAUGAAUAG